AUGGCGCGACGAUCGACUGCCCAGUCCCUUGCCGCAGCCUCAUUGCUAUUGCUGCUGACAUACCAUCUGCGCCGCUUCUCUUGCAGCGCAUUCUCGUACCCCAGGGCGCAUGAUCUUCUUUGCCAUCGCGGUCCCUCGCGCUUCUUCCUCGACACGGCAUCCACUGAGCAGUGGUCAGAGCUGCUUCCCCUGGGCAUCUUUCACGGCAUCACCACCAAUCCCACGAUCUUGGAACGGUGCAACGUCCCCUGCACUGUGGCAUCUGUGCAGUCGCUGGCGUCCAACGCGCUCGACGUCACGGAUGAGUUCAUGUGCCAGAGUUGGGGGGGCGAUGCCGACAUGAUGUACUCCAUUGGGAUGGAGUUGAGCUCCGUCGAUCGGACGAGGGUUGUGGUGAAGUGCCCGGUGACGGCGGAGGGCACCAAGGCCGCAUCGCGACUGAUUGGCAGUGGUGUGCGGGUGUGCCUGACGGCCUGCUACAGCAAGAACCAGGCCUUGGUGGCCGCCGCCUGCGGGGCCGAGUACAUUGCCCCAUAUCUGGGACGGAUGACCGAUGCCGGGAGGGACGGGCUGAGUGAGUGUCGAUCGAUGCAGUCCAUCGUAAAAGGCAUGGGCAGCAGUACGCGGAUCUUGGUGGCAAGUAUCCGGAAGGUGGAGGACAUGUGCACGCUGGCCUGCUGCGGGUGCGACACGUUCACCUUCUCCCCAGACGUUGCCAGGGCGAUGUUUGCGGAGGAGCUGACGGCAGUUGCCGCGAAGGACUUCGAGGAUGCCGCGCUCAGGAACAAAGGCGCCAAGUCCGAUGAGAAGUGA
Symbiodinium natans is the source of this 813-nucleotide messenger RNA. NCBI's taxonomy places the organism in Eukaryota, Dinophyceae, Suessiales, Symbiodiniaceae. The record is from the annotation of a GenBank genome assembly.